UUAGCUGCCACCCUCUUCUUUCCCUCUUCGUGAGCCUAGAAUGUCCCACAGGCGGAGAUGCAUGGAACUUCAGCCCAGUGGGAACUGACAACGGGGACAGGCUCAUUUUUGUCUCCCUGAUACCUUAGGGCAGCUAAAGGGUUUGGCGGAAAAACAGAUAACCGAAUCAACGAAUUAAAGGAAUAAAAUACAAAAUUGCAAGUUCUCGAAAAGAAUACUCCUUGAGACAACAUGAUCUUGCGGUGGAUUCUGACUUGGUGUCUCCUCCUGCGGUCGGCGUUUACAGGUCCGAUACCUGAAAUGCUCUGUGUGCUGUCACCGGUAACGGAAUCUCACCCAGUCCAAGCAUUACUGGAAAGUUUUACGGUUUUGUCUGGUUGUGCGAGUAAAGGAACAGAAAGCCAUCCACAAGAGGUGCACAUCGUAAAUCUGAAAUGUGCAGUGGAAGACCUCUGUCAAAAUGAAAAACAUAUUACGUUACAUUUAUCUCCAAUCUUAUCCAUCGCUGUUCACCAGAAACCAUUAGUGUUCCUUCUAAACUCCCCACAUCCUGUGACCUGGGAGCUAAAGACAGAAGGACUUGCUGUGGGCAUUCAAAGGUUUUUCUUUGUGUCUAAAGGAUCGUCUGUUAAGUUUGACGAAGAGCAUGUCUUCUUAUCAGCACAAACAGAUGAACGAGACCUACCCACGGGGAAUGAGCUUCUGCUGCAGUGGGCUCAGAAGAACUAUGAAGCUGUAACAUCUUUCACAGAAGUCAAAUUUUCCAAAAAUAUUUACAUCAAACUGGGUGAAGAUUCCACUUUUCCUUCAACGUGUAAAAUAGGAAAGAGCUUUCUGUCUCUAAAUUACCUUGCAAGUUAUGUCCAGACCCAGCCAGCUCAGGGCUGCAUGCCAUCAAUGACUACGGAGAAAAUAGCAGUUCAUAUCAUAGAGUUGGACUCCCCGAGCUCCACACCAUACAGCUCAUUCCAGGUGGACAUAAUUAUUGACAUCAGACCCUUCCAUCCUGAUGCUAAGCUUGAAAAAAACAUUGUUCUUAUCCUCAAAUGCGGAACGGCAGUCAACUGGGUCAUCAAAGCUCAUGACAUUAAAGGAAAACUGGAAGUAUUGAGCCCAAACAGUAUAAGCUUUGGGAAAGAGAUCGAUAAGGAUUUGUUCACAAGCAAGCAUGUGGAUUCGAGCAUCCCCUCAGCCAAGGAGAACCUGGUAAAGUGGGCUAUGGAUAACGGAUAUUCUGAAGUGUCUUCCUUUACACAUGCUCCUGUGGCAAACAGAUUCCAAAUCAAACUACUUAAUGACAAAGUGAUGAGUGAUGAAGAUAAGCCCAUGCUUCCUCCAGAGCUGACUGAUCUUUUGCAGCUCAAUAAGCAAGAUGGCGGCUUCCAUUCAUCACGUGGAAGUUUUCCGUUUCCGUUGCCUAAAGACAGAGGGAGAGAGAUGCUAGAUGAACUACCAGUCAUUGAUGGGCUCCCGCAAGAACCUGAAGAAGCACAGGGAAAUAUUAAUGUGGCUCUUUCUGUGAAAUGUGACCAUGAUAUGAUGGUGGCAACCAUUGAGAAGGAAAGUUUCCAGGCUAAUGGAUACAUAGGCACAGAGCUUUCACUCCUCGAUCCAACGUGCAGAGCAACAGAAAAUGGCACUCAUUUUAUCUUAAAGUCCUCACUGACCGGAUGUGGAACACAGCAUAACAUUGAUGACUCAAUAAACAUUGUUUACUACAACACUAUUGUUAUUCAGCUGUCCCCAGCCACUGAGGGAAGUGGCUGGAGCAGUGAUUACGAGGAUAUGGAAUCUGGAGAUAGCCCUUUUCCGGGAGACACAGAUGAAACUGAAAUAGGUCUUCCCUACUUCAAGAGGCCUGAAAUUGUGGUGUUCAACUGUACAGUGCCACAGGAUACAGAAACUUCUCUAGACCUGUUUCCGGAUGGAUCUCUACAUUCCGUUAUGAGCAAUGUCACUUUUAAUAUGGACCUCUACAAAACAGAUUUGUUCCUGACCCCUACUCAGAAAUUCUUUUCUGUUGCCGAAAAUGGACAGGUUUAUGUAGAGGUUUCAGUAACAAAAGCAGACAAGGAUCUGGGAUUUGCCAUACAGACCUGCUUUAUAUCUCAACACUCCAGUCCUGACAUCAUGUCAGAAUAUACAAUCAUAGAGAACAUCUGUCCUAAAGAUGAGUCAGUUAAAUUUUACAAGGUUAAACGGAUGAGUUUCCCUACUCUACAGGAACAAACGGACAAGAAGAGAUUCAGCUUCAUGUUUAAACCCAUGUUUAACACGUCUCUGCUCUUUCUGCACUGCGACGUUACCUUGUGCUCUACUAAUGACAGAGAGGUGGAUGGCCUUCUCAAGUGCAUUGACCCUGACGAAGCAUGUACGUCCCUCAAUUUGAAAAUGAUCAUGGCAAUGAUGCAUAAUAAGAAGACAUUUACUAAACCUUUGGCAGUAAUUACAAGUGAUUCAGAAGAUUCUGCAAAUACAAACGCUAAAAGUGGUCCACCAGUCAUCUUCUACGGUCUGGAUACACCAACUGUAGUAGGGAUUGCGUUUGCAGGAUUCAUCAUCGGCGCACUUCUGACAGGAGCAUUGUGGUACAUUUAUUCUCAUACAGGUGAUACGGCAGGACGGCAGCAGGUCCCCACAACCCCACCAGCUUCAGAAAACAGCAGCGCGGCACACAGUAUUGGAAGCACACAAAGCACCCCCUGUUCCAGUAACAGCACCACCUAACCAAAGCCACAGGAAAACCGAAGAUCAACGUUUAGGGCAGAGGUUUAAAGUCGCUGUUUGUUGACAUUAGCUCUCUAGCUAAAGGAAUCAUUUGGUUCCUUUCUGAAAGGGAAAAGGGAUCUCAGUGUAAUAUCUCCUGUUUUUUUCUUUUUUUUCUUUUGGUUUAAGGCAGUCGUUGAGCCUGUCCAAAACAUGCCAUGCCAAAAGAGUGGUAAAACUACUAAUUAUGCAGUUGAUGAAUCUGCAGUAAGAGUGCCUUAGCUCUCAAUGUGAAUUGUGUGCCAGUUUUAAGAAUGCUGCUUUUAUAUCAUUCUUUCAUCUUGUAUUUAGGGUCCUUGGGCUUGUGUGCCUGUGUAUACAUACGUUUGUAUACACAAAAGUUAUGUUUGUGACAAAAAAAAAAAUGCUUUUAUAAGUAGAACUGGGUGCAUUAAGCUGCCAUGGAACCUACAAUACAAUAUAAAAUAUCUAGCCACUACAAUAUAGCACUUUCUGUCUGUAACGUGCUUUGAAAGCUGUCUCUGUAUUUUAUGUGCGACUGGCGUGUCUCUGUGUUGCUUUGUUAACAUCAUUGUUUCUGUUGCAAUGGCUAAUAUUGCCCUUUGAUUUGACUCUGAACAUCUGCCUGCUUUGAACUCACAUCCAGUUUAUUAUGUCUUAUUACUAAUUUAGAGACAGUCCCGCAUAGAUACAACUCUGCUUAAUGUGUCUGCCUCGUGCACUUGGAAAAACACUUUGCUGUCCAAGUGACUCUUCGCAGGAGAAGAUUUCCAAUUCUCCUCUACUCCGUUCUUCUUAUAGUGAUUCAGGGCAGCGGAGAACAAAAUCAUCUCCACUUAUAACCUUUUGGAUGAUUUGCAAUUUCAAAGUGGGGCAGUUCAAAGUCCAAAAGCCUUUUUUUUUUUUUUCAUUAUUUUUUUUUAUUUUAUUCAGAGGAGGAUGCAGUCUAUUGCAGAGCAAUACGUUGCAUACUCCAAAUUAUUAGCUAGACUGAUUGGGGGUAUUUAAAAGUACCUACAUCAAGGGCUGGUUUGAAUGUAUAAAUAGAACCUGGAAUGUUGGUGAAAUAAUUCUCAGAUUCUUUUACUUUUUUUUAUUUUGUUUGGAACAAGAUAAUCUUUAUAGGAUAUUUGGAAGGGUAAGAGGACUCUUAAGUGUAUAUAGGGUUUCACCAACUUUUAACCAGUGUUUUCUUCCCCUUGGUGAAUUCUUAUGGUCACUAAAAUGAGAAACAUUUAGGAUUGUGUAUGUUUUAUAAGGAAUAUUUCACAUUAUUUUCAUCAUUAAUGGGAUACCAUUAAGGAAAAACUAGGCAAGUGCCUAUGUUAAAAUUAAAAGCGUACACACAACAAGGUUUACGUUUUGAAAUAUAGUUAAAAGCCAAUGUAUUAUGUUGUGUGUGAACAGGUGUUUAAAUCCCAUAUUUGAAGGAAUGUGACAUUUCUACAUUUAUGUUCUAUUGAUAACAUUUAUUGAUGUUAUUGAAACAUCUGGUGCAUCUCGUAUCAGACAAAAUUGAGUAUUUCACAUUAGCAUACAUAUAACUCCGUUCGAUGACAAUACUGAAAAAAAAAUCUUUGUCAUUCUGGUAACCCAGAUAUGGCCUGCAGCUGAGAACCCAAACAGAUUCUACAGACUGCAUUUGUAAAAUCUGUGCAACUUGGCUGUUCAGAAUUAGCACCAAAAGGAGUUAAAUAUGAGCACCAUCUGCAUUUUAUUGUUCAAAGUAUUAUUUUUUUUUUCAAUUGCAUUUACAUUUCCACUUUGUGAUCACCAAGUCUGCUGUAAAACUGUUCCUUUUAACUGAAGAAUUUAUAGAAGUUUUAAUUUGGUUUUGAGUCUAGCACGAGGAACAUGGAAUUUUAGACUGCUGCCUUUGGCAUUGUGCAAUGUUUGCUGUUAAGUUCAAGUUUGAAAAGACUCAUCUUGUUUGUGACAUGCAAAACACAUGCUGCCUUGAAAGUGACCCGAGACAAGCUUGACUGGUGUGAUCCAUUCAGAUCCCCUGUGGCUUACUUAACACAGCUGUAUUUUCUAUUGCCUGGAACGGGUAAUAGGGUAAUACUGUUAAAAGACGUUACACUGACCAGGAUAUGUGACUGGGAACAAACCAGAAUUGCAACUAAAGGCUAGUUUUAUUUUACAGACCCUGACCCAAUUAUAAGGCCGGUAGAACGUUCUGAACCUCAGAAACAGGAUGAGCUAAUCCAGCUUCCCUGAAAGAGACCUUCCAACCACAGUUCUACAACAUGUUUACGUGUUCAUUGCUGGGCCUCUGGGGCUUAGAUCUUACACCAUGGCAUGACAAGCAGUCUUUACCAAAAUUAAUCUCCAUCACCAAUUGUUAAAUCACCUACCUUGUUAGUUCACCUAAGAUCAAAACUACCCACUAAUAUUAGGGCAACUUGUUCAGGGAUGUUUGGAGGCAUGACGAAGAUGUACUUCAUUGAAGGUCCAAAAGCAAAACUUUGUAGUAUAUGGUGUACAGCUCUUUUUGCACCCUGAACUGGCUGGCUUUCCAGUUCAGAAAUAAGUGUACACUAUUAUUUUAUACGUAAUAUAUGCAAAUGAAAAUUUAGCCCUGGGGAGUAGAAAUUCAUCAGAUAUAAUGGUGAUUACCAUAGCAAACGGUUACUUAAAUAAUCAGUGUACCAUUGGAAAUUCUUACCCAUUACCCAUUCCAAGAGUUUUAUUUUGACAUCUCAACAUUUUUCACAAAGUUUGUGAUCACAUUUGUAAAUAUCAAGUGGACAUUAAGAAAUAUACUUUGAACAAGGCGGAACAAGUGUUGAGUUACUGCUUUUAGUGGUUCUUUUCUCAGUACGUAUUCAGCCACGGCUUGUUAGGUUUUGCCUGGGGCAUAAUGCAGCCACCGGUCUGUAGUCCAAUUCCAUGGGAUGACAGUGUUAUUUGGUCUUAUCUUUAAGAAAUCAGACAAAAUAAAAGCUUGCCCUUUAGCUUCCAGAGGGGAAAUCAUUUGGUUUGAUUGUAGUAACCCUCCCCAGAGGAAGUCAAAGGAUUAGUUAUAAGCUACCUGUGUUUUGGACAAUCAAGCGCUUUGCCUAAGAUGCAACUGAAUGUAUUUUACAAGUAAAAUCUUUGUACAAAAAUUUAAAAAAAAUACAAAAACAAAAAAAGAAAAGAUAACUUUUUUUUAAAUGUCUUCAAAGAAGACCUGAUUCUAUACCAGGGGUUGGCAACCUUCGGCACUCCAGAUGUUGUUGACUACAUCUCCCAUUAUGCUUUGCCAGCAUUAUGGAUGUAAUAGCAUUAUGGGAAAUGUAGUACAAAACAUCUGGAGGGAUAGGAAGCCGAAGGUUGCCCAGCCCUGUUCUAUACCAUUCUUAUAGCUAUAUUUUACUACAGUAUAUAUAAAGAUUAUAUUUAAAUUGGUUAAGGUUAAUGUUACUCUGUAAGAUUGUCUGUUUUUUGUUGUUUUUUUAAUUCAAUUACUGUGAAUUUUAACACCCCCUGUAUAAAUCCCUUCUCCCCACAACCCUCCAACACAGUCCAUCUCAUUUUCUAGAAUUCUCGAAAAUGGAGAGUUUAAAUAUGGGUUGGAUAAAAAAAUUAAAAAAAAAAUGUAAACACUUUAAAUGUAUAUUUUUGCGAGAGAAAGUUUGUAUUAUCAAUAAUUGUACUUAAAUUUUCAAAAUUAUAUAAAUAUAUAUACAAAUUUAUAUUUACAGAGAAAUAAAAAGCAGUGCAUAUUUUAUUCAAAAUGUAUAUGACAGAUCACCUUCAAUUUAUUGGUAUAUACUGUGUGUAGAGAUUGUAUGUUUAAGAAUUCUUUAUUGAGUUUAAUGUAAAUUUUACACAUAUGUAAAUGUGAAUGUGUGUUUAAUAUUCAUCUGUCAUCAGAUACCACUUAUAUAUACAUCUCAUGUCACGUGGAUGUUCCUGAAGCUGGAACACUGAACACUUCUAUGAUGGAAAAAAAAGAUUGUUAAAAAUAAAUAAAAAAUGAGCAGCAGUAUUAGAAAAUUCCUACUCUGUCGCUAAUAUACUUGAAUGGCACCUUGCCAUUUCUCCUACCCAAUACAGUUUUUAAAAAAAAAUCCAAGCCUUGCUGCACCCUUUUUUACUUUUGUGAUCCCACUGAUGCAAGAACAGUUAGCUUUUCUUUAAAAGCUAACUUAAAGUGAGUCCAGCACGCCUGAUUUAGAAACAAGAUCCCCCUUGCUGAUUCUUCUAAGCUUCAAAUGUCAGCUGUCUGCGUGGGCCUUUAUCAAGGUUGAUGAAGACCCCCACAUAGAGUAGAAACAUUGCUCCUUAUGAAUACACAAUAAUGGCAUCACUUAUCCUAAAAAGAAAGGAGUAGAGACUUUUUAAAAUGUGUUGAUUACUGUUUGAUUGGAUGAGACUGAAGAAUUCUUUUAACAGACUAUAUUGAGGUGCUAGCCUAUUUUAAUUGAUUCCAAGCCCAAUCCAGAACUAAAGUGUGAGUCUGGGUCAUCACUAUUAGUGAUCUGGUGAUAUGUUCCAUAACCAUGUCCAUCCUAAAUUAAAUAUUUUACGUUAUGUUUGUUUCUUUCUUACAUUUACUGCCAUUAUUCUUUAUCAUUUUACACAUCGUACUGUUGACUAUGAAAACAAUAUGCGCUCUGUGCAAAGAAAUAACAUGUAGAAGGGACAUACUGUUAUAUUGUGGAAGUAUGGAAGUAUGUCAUUAUAAAGAAAAACAUGAAAUAAUGCAAUGUGACUUUAAUUCAGUGUUGCAAAUACUGUGUGUUGUGAUGAAUUCUUGCUAGCUCUUUCACUAGAGCUAGUACAAUGGAGACGGUCUUAAUCAUACCCUAUAAAUGUGCAACACGGUAAGAGGCAAUAGUGUAAAACGUAAAGUCAAAGGAGUACUGUACACAAGUACGUUUAUGUGGGAGCUCUGCGGAUGGGCGUCCGCAGCCCACCAGGAACUACAAGAAAUGGAGUUCCACAGGCAUCACAAUGGAGAGUGAAGGCAAAAAAUGUAUAUUUAUUGGAGAUCAAAAAGGACAAAAAAAAAAUUAUACAAAAAAGAUUAGUCAUUAGUCAUGCCUUAGUCAUGUAAUAGUGUAAAACGGUUUGUAUAAGGCAGGGAUGCCCAACAGGUAGAUCCCCAGAUGUUACAGAACUGCCUUUAGAAUGCUUUUAGAAUGACAAAGCAUCAAAGGAGUUGUAGUUCUACAACAUCUGGGGAUGUACCUGUUGGGCAGCCCUGGUAUAAGGUAUUACACAAAGUUAGUAGGCUCACAGUCAGGAUUCCAUUAGAUGUAGAAUUAAGGAAAAAGCACUGUGGCAUACCUAGUAUGUAAUCCAGAGAGUGGCCGAGGUGGUGCAUACAAUAUUUUAGCUCCCGCAUUAUUGCGAUGUUGACUAUUCUGCUCUAGUAUUUCCACCGUGAUACGAGAGGAUACAAUUAUUAUCUCCUAGUACUGCUGCUCAGUAAACUGAAUAUCAAUAAAUAAAUAGAUUUAUUUAGCUGACCUUUUUAUGAGAUGUUUGGAACUAUUCAUGUACAAUAUAUUCCAUGUCUAAAAGAAGUGAACGUUCUAUACACACUUUGAAAAACACAAACAUGUUACUUUUAUCCUCUUGUUACAUUUUUUAAAAAAAAAAAGAAAUAAAUAAAAAUGAUUAUAAAAAAGACUACCUAUGCAUGGCUUAUCUGCACUUCUAUAAAAUUGCUUUUCAUGAAGAUUCACAGUUAUAACAAUAGACAAAUGCUUAUUAAAAUGCACUUUUUGCACUUGUGUUUAUUAUUAAUGAGGCUUGAAAUCAGAAUCAGAGAGAACAUAACGUCCCCAAAGGUCAGAGAUAUCUUUGUUUGCAUUAAAAAUGCAAUUCAUUACGUUACACUAUUGCUGUGUAGACAAGGUUCAAUGUGUGUGUUCUGCCUCCUACAGAACGCCUGUGAUGGGUACAGUAAUUCACCCAUAAAGGGCACUAUUUAUCUGUUUUCAAAUUCCACAGCAGUGAAAAGCUGCAAUAUGAUGUCUGCGUCGAUGGCAAAUUCCCUCCGUAUCCUACUAGACAGAGUUGUUUCCCAUUGGCAAGCAAUAUAUCACUUUCUUCUCAUGCUUCAUAAAGAAUUUCACAAACCCUCUCUCUACACAGCUGGCAUUUACUGAACUAUAAGAGAUUGUAUUGUACCGCAUAUAGACAUGUUAUUCACACAUCAGUUUUAACUUUUUUUUCCCCUCUGUUGCUCGUUAGCUUUUUUUUUACAUUACGACGUCAGCUGAUAUUGCAAUUAAUCAUGUUUGUUAGAAAAAAAAAAUAAAAAAAAAAAUGAAAAAUACCUUUAUUUCCAGAAAUCAAAUAUAUUGUAUAUUUAUAAUAAUCUGCAAUAUGUGUUCUACCUCAUUGUUCCAAAAGAAUGUUCAAUUUUUGUCCUUAUUGUUCCUAUAAUCCUUUCACAAUAAUCAUGUCAAGCUUUGGGGCGAAAAUUUAUUUAAACCAUAUUUUCACUGUGCAUCUAGCAGUUGUACUAAUGUGUCUCCAUUUAGACACAAUAUUAAGCAACACAAUUUAAAUGGGAAACAAACAAAAUGCAUUUUAUGUACCAUAACAGACCUAUGGCAUCAGUCUUCAGAACUGUCUGAUGUCCCCCUAAUUUUAUGUAAAUGAGGGUUAGGACAAUGUCUGUUUGUGCUCACGCUCAAAGUGCAAUUUCUGACCUUUUGAAUUGUGCAAACUAGUAUCUUCCGAGCUUGUUCCAGUAAUUAGAUAGAAACUUAGAAACAAAAUCCCACUAGAAUUUGAACCACGGGGAAUAGUAACAUCAAUCUGUGUUUUGUUACGUAAAAUAUAUUUGGCAUAUGUCUUUGAUCCAUAUUAAUAAAUCUAUAAUUCUCACUAUUCCAGCGUUUUGUUAAUUUAUGUUUUGUACAAGUGAGAUAUGUUGUUUCACCUUUUACUUAUUUGCAUAAUAAAGAUAUAUAUGUGUAAACC
This is a messenger RNA of Pelobates fuscus (common spadefoot toad), 9657 nucleotides long. RefSeq names its product transforming growth factor beta receptor 3 (gene TGFBR3). Bases 232 to 2727 code for a protein of 831 amino acids. NCBI's taxonomy places the organism in Eukaryota, Metazoa, Chordata, Amphibia, Anura, Pelobatidae. The transcript has 18 exons. Gene Ontology annotation, biological process: transforming growth factor beta receptor signaling pathway; epithelial to mesenchymal transition; cell migration. The record is from RefSeq and is a predicted model, not a curated record. Gene Ontology annotation, molecular function: transforming growth factor beta binding; transforming growth factor beta receptor activity; type II transforming growth factor beta receptor binding. Gene Ontology annotation, cellular component: cell surface.